This is a messenger RNA of Ixodes scapularis (black-legged tick), 2527 nucleotides long. RefSeq names its product neuropeptide CCHamide-1 receptor. Gene Ontology annotation, molecular function: neuropeptide Y receptor activity. Lineage: Eukaryota; Metazoa; Arthropoda; Arachnida; Ixodida; Ixodidae. The transcript is spliced from 2 exons. The record is from RefSeq and is a predicted model, not a curated record. Gene Ontology annotation, cellular component: membrane. Gene Ontology annotation, biological process: G protein-coupled receptor signaling pathway. The coding region runs from base 155 to 1354 and encodes 399 amino acids.
UUUCCGUGAAUCCCCAAAGAGGCUCGUGGAACCUGAGAUCUCGAAAGCCGCACGGUUCCUCAGCACAAUGCUGUGAUGCUUUAAGCCGGGAUUCCUUUUAAUUGCUGCCUUCCCGGAUUUCCUGGACAUGGCGGAUGGUCCCGAGAAGUACUGAAUGCUGACACCUCCCACCAUGAGUUCUCUCGUCGUCAACGCUACCCUAGCCACCCUCCGGGCAAACAGAGAUCCAUCUGCUUCCCGAGCAGGCAUCAACACAUCACAGAAUUCGCAUGUCAACCUCACCACGGGCUAUGGCGACUCUGAAGAGUUCGUCCCAUAUGAGCAACGGCUGGAGACGUAUGUUGUUCCAACGCUGUUCGCAUUGAUAUUUAUCGUCGGGCUCCUGGGAAACGGAACGCUUAUUCUCGUAUUUAUCAGAAACAGGACAAUGCGAAGCGUUCCCAACAUCUACAUAAUGAGCUUAUCAAUUGGCGAUUUUAUAGUAAUCGCUGGAACGGUGCCUUUCAUCAGUACCAUCUAUGUGCUAGAUUCGUGGCCCUACGGACUGUUUCUUUGUAAACUCAGCGAGUUUCUCCGAGAUGUCUCCAUUGGUGUGACUGUACUGACGCUUACGGUCCUCAGCAUUGAUAGGUACGUGGCCAUUGCCAUGCCACUGCUUAAUCACAAAGGAAGACGACAUACUAGAAGAACGGUCACAAUCCUUCUAGCCAUUUCUGUGUGGAUUGUGGCCAUUUUAAUGGCGAUUCCAGGGACCCACUAUUCGUUUGUCAUGCAAGUGCAGGCGACGCCCAACUUGCAUUACAGUGUUUGCUACCCCUUCCCGCCGGAAAUGUGGCCCUGGUAUCCCAAGCUCAUGGUCCUUCUGAAGUUCCUCAUACAGUACGCUAUUCCACUGGUCAUCAUUGGCACCUUCUAUUGCCUGAUGGCCCGACAGCUUAUUCGGACAUCGAGGGCUCACCUGUCGCAAACAAGCUGCGGUGGCGUUGCACAUCUGAAGCAGAUGAAGGCUCGAGUGAAGGUCGCAAAGAUUGCCCUUGCGUUCGUGCUUCUCUUCGCAGUCUGCUUUUUUCCCAACCACGUAUUCAUGAUGUGGUACUACUUCGCUCCAAACGCGCCGUCCCAGUACAACAGCUUCUGGCACGUGUGGAAAAUCAUGGGAUACGUAAUGACCUUCGUCAACUCCUGCUUGAACCCUGUGGCAUUGUACCUGGUUAGCGGUGUGUUCAGAAACCAUUUCAAGCACUAUCUUUUUUGUGGGCGGCAUCCCAAUGUGCACGCAAGACACAACUCGUAUUCCUUCAGGACCAUUCACAGCUCCAGCAUGUCCAAGUGCACCGCAUCUACCAAGAUUUGACGUUUGACUUUCCUCCAUCGGAGGCUACACCCACGUGUAUCGAACAAAGCGACGCCUGUGCCAACAGACAGGGUGUAGUUAGACGUAAUUGAGAUAGGACGUCGCUUCCACGGCAGUGCUCUACGGUGUGACGCAUUCUUCGUUCUGUGAACGGAAUUACUUCGUCGGUGUGUUCCCAUCGCCGCAGAAAGCUUCUUCAUCGCUGCACAGUGAUGAACUGCGAGUUUCUUUCAGGUGGCCAAAGCCAGGUGAAUAUGAUUGAGCAUAGUAAAAAUAGUUUCAACGAAGCUCAAAGUUAAGGUUUCUGGUAGGCGAAUCUCAACUACUACUGAAAUGAAACGAGGAAAAAUAUUUUAUUACAUACUAUUGGUAUAUAUAGCGUGUAUUCUGUAAACUCAGGUAAAAAAAAAAAACGUGAGUGUUAGCAUCCAUGGGCAUCCAAGACACCUAGAUCGGUUUUGAACAGUGCCACUAUGCUAUCAACGACAAGAACAUCUUUGUGUUGUCUUUCCUUGUGUGGUAAAGAUUGUACUUACGGAUCGCGAGUAAUAUGGCAGCGUGAACUCGUAUACCUUAACAACUAGAUACCGUUCGUGGAGUCCGGAAUGUAUGUCGCAUUUGAUUCAUGCGAUAAUAUUUAUACGACUUCAUAAUUUUUGUAGGUGUUAAUUUAUGUCACAAAUUUAGAUGUAUCGCACUAUUUCAUGAUAUCGCUAGAGCCUGCAUAGCCCUACCGGCGUGUGGGGAAGCGAUAUUAAUACGCAAAAGCGCGUUAGACAAACCCAGAACAUUGUUGUAUUAUUGACUUAAAACUAACUUUGGCACCUAUUUGAGUUAUGUAAAUAAACCAUAGGGCCACGCAAACCACCGGAAGUUUGUUAAUCAACCUGUGGGAGGCUAAGAAAGAACAUUUCUGAAAUUAGGGAUCUGAAGAGUGCGAGUAUGUUUGAUGAUGUUGCACAAAGUUAGUCAUAAAUAUCGAGCACCCUUACUUUUGAUUACAGUUGUUCCCAUGUAUUGUCUUCACUGAGAUCAAGCAUUGCAAACCAGUGAUUCAUAUCAUCGACGGUUUAUGUCAUACAGUAUCGUUUUUACCGAUCUCUAAAGUGUUUUGGGGGAGCAUGAAAUGUUCGGGAUUUCAAUACGCCUGGCUUGUCUUUUCUCUUACGUGUA